Coregonus clupeaformis (lake whitefish) is the source of this 874-nucleotide messenger RNA. Its product is annotated as beta-galactoside-binding lectin. Gene Ontology annotation, molecular function: galactoside binding; laminin binding; carbohydrate binding. Bases 85 to 489 code for a protein of 134 amino acids. NCBI's taxonomy places the organism in Eukaryota, Metazoa, Chordata, Actinopteri, Salmoniformes, Salmonidae. The transcript is spliced from 4 exons. The record is from RefSeq and is a predicted model, not a curated record.
AUAAGCCGCCUGCUUGGUUCUACUGCAGUCUGAAGCCAGCUAAGCAUUCUUCCUCUGUGAACUUUUGCGGUUUGUGCAGUCAAGAUGAGUGGUGUUGUGGUAAAGAACAUGUCCUUCAAGGUGGGCCAGACCCUGACCAUCACAGGGAUCCCUAACUCUGAUGCAGCACAUUUUGUCAUCAACGUGGGCAACAGCGAGGAUGACCUCGCCCUGCACAUGAACCCUCGCUUCGACGCCCACGGAGACACCCGGGCCGUGGUGUGUAACUCCUACCAUGGAGGCAAGUGGUGUGAGGAGCACAGAGAGGGAGGAUUCCCCUUCAACCAGGGAGAGGAGUUUAAGAUAAAUAUCACUUUUACCAAGGAGCAGUUCCUAGUUGCUCUUCCAGAUGGCUCUGAGAUCCACUUCCCCAAUCGCCAAGGAGACGAGAAGUAUAAAUACAUGCACUUCGAGGGCGACGUCAGGAUCCAGGGCGUCGAGAUCAAGUAGACCAAUCAGAGUGGAGAAGAAUCUUUUGCUUUCUUGUCUGGCUGCUCAUUGGCUUUCCAGAAGUCCACACACCCACACAAGCCUUAUGCUCUGUGUUUUACUCACUCACCAUAGUUUUAAGUUGGUUUUAAUGCUCCCAUUCCUAGCCAAUGGAUGAAGCCACUAACAGUGAAAUCUACAAGUAAAAUAUAAAUUUUUACAGUAGCAGCACAUUACAAGCUUGGAAGUGUUGAAAGGUGAAAGUUCCCCAGGAGUUAGAAAAUUAAUGUAAAUUGUUUUAUUGAAGAUAAAUGUGUAUUUCAUUAAUGUGCAACAAUCAUUCCAGAAGUGGUUUAAGAAAAGUGCAAAAUAUUUGUUCAUUAAAAUUAUAUUUUUAUGAACCAUU